UAGGCUUUUGAAUUGUAAACAACUCUUCUAGAUCUACUACACGUGGGUCGAAAACAAGUAGCUUAGUGAAUUCUUAUGUAUGGCACCAAACAAAGAUGGCAGUGCUUAUCUUGAGCUAGAUGAUGGAACAAUUUAUUACGGAAUACCAUUUGGAGCUGCCAAAAAUGUACCAGGAGAAGUUGUGUUUCAGACAGGAAUGGUGGGAUACCCUGAGUCCCUUACAGAUCCCUCUUACCACAGGCAAAUUUUAAUCCUGACAUAUCCCCUGAUUGGUAAUUAUGGAGUCGCAGGUGAUGAGACAGAUGUAUAUGGACUCCCUCAAUGGUUUGAGUCUGAUAGAAUCCAUGCUGCAGCGCUAGUUAUUGGGGAUUUGUCUGAGCAUUACAGCCAUUGGGGAGCCAAAAAAUCACUUGAUCAGUGGAUGAAAGAACAGAAUGUCCCUGGAAUUUAUGGAAUUGACACAAGGGCUCUCACCAAAAAAAUUAGAGAGAAGGGCACUAUGCUUGGAAAGUUGAUUGUUAAAGAGACUGAUGAUGCCAUUGACUUUAUUGAUCCAGACAAAUUCAACUUGGUGUCAGAAGUUUCUACAAAGACCAUCAAAACUUACAAUAAAGAAGGAGAAGUUAAAAUUGUGGCAAUAGACUGUGGCUUGAAAUACAACCAGAUACGCUGCUUAUGUAAGGGUGGGGCAUCUGUGACUGUUGUACCAUGGAAUGCACAGUUCAAUAUUGAAGAUUAUGAUGGUGUGUUUGUCAGCAAUGGCCCAGGUGAUCCAGUGAUGUGUGAUGCUACGAUCAAAACUAUAAGUGCAAUAGUAAAUGACCCCAUAAACAAACCAUUUUUUGGUAUAUGUCUUGGCCAUCAGCUUCUUUCUUUGGCCAUUGGGGCCAAAACCAAGAAAAUGAAAUAUGGUAACAGAGGACAUAACCAACCCUGCAUAUAUGAAAACAGCAUACGAUGCUACAUAACCAGCCAAAACCAUGGCUUCACUGUAGAUGAGAAGACUCUACCCGAAGGAUGGAGCCCACUUUUCACCAAUGCUAAUGAUAAAACCAAUGAAGGUAUCAUUCAUGAUAGCAGGCCCUUCUUUAGUGUCCAGUUCCAUCCAGAAAACAAGGCAGGUCCACAGGACCUUGAAGGGUUAUUCACUGUGUUUUUAGACCAAGUUCGAUCACACAAACAGGGAAAUACAAGCCUAAGCAUCAAAGAGAGGAUGCACAUCCACUUGAGAAGUGAAGGUAUUUCCAUGGUACAGCUGGAUGUGAAACAGCCAAAGAAGGUUCUUAUUCUAGGUUCAGGUGGACUCUCCAUUGGUCAGGCUGGGGAGUUUGACUAUUCAGGAUCACAGGCAAUAAAAGCUUUGAAAGAGGAAAAGAUUGCAACUGUUUUGAUAAAUCCAAAUAUAGCAACUGUUCAGACUUCAAGAGGUCUUGCAGACAAAGUUUACUUCUUACCCAUAACCCCUGAGUAUGUUACACAGGUCAUCAAAUCUGAGCGACCAGAUGGUGUGUUGUUAACCUUUGGUGGACAGAUUGCCUUAAACUGUGGUGUCACACUAACAAAGACUGGCAUCUUUGAUAAAUACAAUGUCAAGGUCCUUGGAACACAGGUGGCAUCCAUAGUUUGGACAGAGGACAGAAAAAUAUUUGCAGACAAAAUGGCUGAAAUCAAUGAGUUCGUUGCACCUAGUGAGGCUGCCUACUCACCUGAACAGGCUGUACAAGCUGCAGAGAGGCUGGGGUAUCCUGUCAUGAUUCGAGCUGCUUUUGCACUCGGAGGUUUAGGCUCAGGAUUUGCUGACAACAGGGAAGAGUUGAGUGUCCUUGUCCAGGCAGCAUUUGCCCACACCUCCCAGGUGCUGGUGGACAAGUCUUUGAAAGGCUGGAAGGAAGUGGAAUAUGAAGUUGUUAGAGAUGCUUAUGACAACUGCAUCACGGUUUGCAACAUGGAAAAUGUGGAUCCACUGGGCAUUCAUACUGGCGAGAGUAUUGUUGUUGCUCCUAGUCAGACCUUAACUGAUGCUGAGUACAAUAUGCUCAGGACAACUGCUAUAAAAGUGAUUAGACACCUUGGCAUUGUUGGAGAGUGCAACAUUCAAUAUGCCUUAAAUCCUUUAUCCCAGCAGUAUUUCAUCAUUGAAGUGAAUGCCAGGCUGUCCAGAUCUUCAGCACUAGCCAGCAAGGCCACUGGCUACCCUCUGGCCUAUGUAGCAGCUAAGCUGUCUCUUGGCAUGCCCCUGCCGAUGUUGAAGAACUCAGUGACAGGAUCAACUACAGCAUGCUUUGAGCCUAGUUUGGAUUACUGUGUUGUAAAGAUUCCUAGGUGGGACUUGAGGAAAUUUUCUAGAGUCUCUACUAAGAUUGGCAGUUCUAUGAAAAGUGUUGGUGAGGUCAUGGCCAUUGGCAGGAACUUUGAGGAAGCUUUUCAGAAAGCAUUGAGGAUGGUUGAUGAGAGUGUCAGGGGUUUUGAUCCAACCACUUACAAAGUCUGUGAAGAUGAACUGAAACACCCGACAGAUAAAAGAAUAUUUGUUCUGGCUGCAGCUCUCAAAGAAAACAUGUCCAUUGAACGUCUGUAUGAACUGACCAAAAUUGAUCCCUGGUUUCUUUACAAAUUUAAAAACAUCAUUAAAAAAUACAAUGAUCUUGAGGCAUACAAAGGAAAGGCCAACAAUCUUCCUCACGAUCUCUUACUCUCUGCCAAGAAGUUGGGAUUUAGUGACCAGCAGAUUGCACAAGUUGUUUCAAGCACAGAGCUAGUAAUUCGAAAGUGCAGAUACGACCAGAACAUCAUUCCAUGGGUUCGACAGAUUGAUACAGUGGCAGCUGAAUGGCCGGCCACCACCAACUACUUGUACCUGACUUACAGUGGAAUAGAACACGACAUUGACUUUCCUGGCAAACACAUCAUGGUGCUGGGAUCAGGAGUUUAUCGUAUUGGCAGCAGCGUUGAAUUUGACUGGUGUGCUGUGAAUUGUAUCAGAACUUUAAGAGAGCUCGGCCACAAAACUAUCAUGGUGAACUACAACCCUGAGACUGUGAGCACAGAUUACGACAUGUGUGACAGGCUCUAUUUUGAUGAGAUCUCAUUUGAGACUGUCAUGGAUAUUUACACCUUGGAAAAUCCUCAUGGAAUAAUCCUAAGUAUGGGUGGUCAGUUGCCUAACAAUAUUGCGAUGGACUUGCAUAGGCAGCAGGCAGUAAUUUUAGGAACCUCACCAGACAGUAUUGACAAUGCAGAGAACAGAUUCAAAUUCUCUAGAAUGUUGGAUAACCUGGACAUAAACCAGCCUCAGUGGAAGGAGCUGUCUACUUACGAAGCUGCAAUGGAUUUCUGUGAUGAGGUUGGCUAUCCAUGUUUGAUCCGACCAUCCUAUGUGCUGAGUGGUGCAGCAAUGAAUGUUGCCAUGCACAAACAUGACCUGGAGACAUUCCUUACCCAGGCUACUGCUGUCUCAAAGGAUUAUCCUGUGGUCAUAUCCAAGUUUAUAUUGGAAGCUAAGGAAAUUGAUGUAGAUGCUGUGGCUAUUGAUGGAGAGGUGGUCUGCAUUGCUGUAUCUGAGCAUGUAGAAAAUGCAGGAGUACAUUCAGGGGAUGCCACACUGGUUACCCCACCUCAAGAUCUCAAUCAGGAGACCUUGGCCAAAAUUAAAGCAAUCUGCUGUGCCAUAGGAAGGGCUCUGGUUGUGACUGGACCUUUCAAUAUUCAGCUUAUUGCCAAAGACAACCACUUAAAAGUAAUAGAGUGUAAUGUCCGGGUCUCAAGGUCAUUCCCUUUUGUCUCAAAAGCUUUGGAUUAUGAUUUUGUUGGCACAGCUACCAGGGUGAUCAUGGGUGAGAGUGUUGAACCAGUUAACGUGACAGCGGGUUGCGGAAAAGUGGCAGUCAAAGUGCCUGUGUUCUCAUUCUCCCGCUUGCAAGGUGCAGAUGUUCUCUUGGGUGUGGAAAUGGCUAGUACAGGAGAAGUUGCAUGCUUUGGAGAAAAUCGUUAUGAUGCAUACCUCAAGGCAAUAUUAAGCACAGGAUUUCAGAUACCAAAAAAGAAUAUUUUAAUUUCAAUUGGAAGUUUCAAGCACAAAAAUGAACUUAUACCUACAAUGAGAACUUUGGAGAAACUUGGUUACCAGCUGUUUGCCAGUAUGGGGACUGCAGACUUCUACAAUGAACACAACUUUAAUAUUAAGGCUGUGGACUGGCCAUAUGAGGAUACCGGUGAGGAUAAUAACAGGUAUGGUGAGCAGAGGACCAUAGCUGAUUACCUCUCUGACCACAUGUUUGACCUGGUCAUUAACCUGCCACUGCGCUAUUCUGGCUGCCACCGUGCAUCUUCAUUCAUAACCCAGGGCUACAAGACACGCAGGAUGGCUGUGGACUAUUCUGUGCCUCUAAUCACAGAUGUCAAAUGUACAAAACUGUUUGUGGAGGCUUUACACCAGUUGAAAGCUCAAGCCCCUGUUAUGAAAACAAAUAUUGACUGUCUUUCAUCUCAAAAAAUUAUCAGAUUGCCAGGGCUCAUUGAUGUACAUGUCCAUGUGAGAGAACCUGGUGCCACCCACAAAGAGGACUGGGCAUCCUGUACUGCUGCAGCACUGGCUGGAGGCAUAACUACAAUAUUAGCCAUGCCCAACACAAACCCUCCAGUCGUGGAUCAGGAUGCUCUCAAGCUCACCUCCAAGCUGGCACGUCAAGGGGCUAGGUGUGAUUAUGGCAUAUUUGCAGGAGCAAGCAGCACCAAUGCCCUGACACUGCCACACUUGAGUGGAAAAGUUGUGGCUCUAAAGAUGUACCUAAACGAGACGUUCACCACUCUCAAACUGGAUGAUGUAACUGUGUGGAUGAAGCACUUUGAAAAUUGGCCAAAAUGUGUUCCAAUCUGUGCCCAUGCUGAAGAAAUGACAACAGCUGCCAUAAUUUUGAUGGCUGAAUUAUUUCAGAGGACCCUACAUAUUUGUCAUGUAGCCCGCAAGUCUGAGAUCCUUGUGAUAAAAGCAGCUAAAGAGCGAGGCCUUCAGAUCACAUGUGAAGUAGCACCCCACCAUCUGUUUUUGACUGCCGACGACCUCACCACCAUUGGUGCAAGCUUUGGUAAAGUCAUGCCACGUCUUGUCAGUAAAGAAGACCAACAGGCACUGUGGGACAAUCUUGAAAUCAUUGAUUGCUUUGCCACAGAUCAUGCCCCUCACACACUUGAAGAGAAAAGCAGUGCUACUGCACCCCCAGGCUACCCAGGGCUGGAGACCAUACUCCCAUUACUCUUGACGGCUGUGAAUGAUGGAAGGUUAACUAUUGAGGAUAUUGUGCUGAGGAUGCACACCAAUCCAAGGCGCAUAUUCAAUUUGCCUGAGCAACCUGACACUUACAUUGAAGUGGACCUUGACCACAAGUGGGUCAUCCCAACUUCAAUGCCCUAUACUAAAUCAAAGUGGACACCAUUUGCUGGGCGACCAGUGAAAGGAAUCGUCAGACGUGUUGUGCUCAGAGGAGAGUUGGCUGUAAUUGAUGGGGAGGUGAUAACAAAUCCUGGACAUGGAACUGAUGUCAAAUCCCUUCCACCACCCAUAACUUUACCCAAAUCCCCCGAGUCAACUCUUGCUCAGCUUAGUGUCCAGAUACCCAGCAGUGCGCCAGUGUCACAAGGUCCGUCAGAACCUCCCAGCCCAAGGAAGGUGAUGCCCCAAUACCACGCUGACAAGACACAUACCCAUCCUCCUCGCACACCCAAGAUAUCUGAAUGCUCUCACUUAGUUGGAGACUCACCUGAACAUGCAUUAACUUAUCGUGAAAAAGCAGGUGAGGCACCUACAGGUGUAGAGAAAAGUUCAGAUGUCCCUAAGGAUCAUCACGCCAUGCACUCUGAUACAACAAGACAGCUGGCCACCCAGGUAGCUGCCUCCAUGCCUGGGAUGUAUCCAGCCUCUCUCCAGCCUGUUGGUCAUCCCCAUUUUACCAAGGGACUAACAGGGCAACAUUGUGAAAGUGUAAUGAUGUUCAACAAAGACCAGCUUUCUGAAAUAUUCAAUCUGGCCCACAAUUACAAAGUGGCAGUAAAUAAAGAUAGACCUUUAGACCAUGUCCUUAAGGGCAAAGUACUGGCAUCCAUUUUCUUUGAAGUCUCCACUAGGACAAGUUGUUCUUUUACUGUAGCCAUGCAGAGACUUGGGGGGACAGUUCUUCAUUUUAAUGAGAUCACAUCCUCUACCAAAAAGGGGGAGACCCUAGAAGAUACUGUAUCCAUGAUGGCUGGGUAUGCUGAUAUUCUAGUGUUGAGACAUCCUAAGAUAGGAGCCAUUCAGACUGCUGCUAAAGUCAGCCGAAAGCCUGUAGUGAAUGCUGGUGAUGGCAUAGGUGAGCACCCAACUCAAGCUCUGCUGGAUGUUUUUACUAUCAGAGAAGAAAUUGGAACAGUCAAUGGGCUAACAAUUACACUUGCUGGUGACUUGAAGAAUGGUCGUACUGUUCACUCAUUGGCUAGGUUGUUGACACUAUACAAAGUCAACCUAAGAUAUGUUGGAGUUCCUGGCCUUGAAAUGCCUAAAGAUAUUCUAGAACUGGUGACUAAACGAGGAAUUAGCCAGAAGUUUUACACAAACCUUGAGGAAGCUUUGCCUGACACUGACGUGCUUUAUAUGACAAGGAUUCAACAAGAAAGAUUUGAUAGCAUUGAAGCUUACAAGGAGGCCUGCAAUAAAUUAGUUUUGACGCCAGAAUUGAUGACAUUAGCCAAGAAGAAGAUGGUGGUCAUGCACCCUCUGCCUCGAGUUUUUGAAAUCAGUCCUAGCAUUGACACUGACCCACGUGCUGCGUACUUCCGUCAGGCUGAAAAUGGAAUGUAUGUUCGUAUGGCACUCAUUGCAUUAAUCCUCGGAAGAUGUUAAAGAAAAACAAUGAUUGUUCUACAGCAAUAUAAACAUUUUUUGUUGUUAUUGUAAAUUUUUUGAACUCGAUAAUACACAAAUAAAAUCUAUUAAAGAUAUUUUUUAAAUAAAAACUUGGACAAUUAUAUUUGUGCACCUCAUUAUAGUUUAAGAUUUACGAUUAUUGUUUUUUGUCCACAUAUCUUUUUUCAGUCAAUUUACCGUUAUUAUUUUUUACUCGAAUAAACUUAAAAUUUGUUUACAUUUGUUAUACCUUUUGAACAAACUGUCUCGGUUUACCUUAACCGUAACAAACUGCAUUUUUAAUGAGUGUGUUUUUAUGUAAUGAUCAUUUUCUUACCCAAAACAAAUACUGCUCUAUCUUAGGUUUAUAUUCAUGUACUGUGCAUAAGAACAAUUUGGGUUGUGUAUUUUUUAAUUCAUAAAAUACCUCUUAGUACAAACACCAUCAUAUAAUAAAUGAUUUAUAAGGAUAAAUAAGAUUGAUUAGUGUAUAUUAUUGAAAGAUUAUACAUUACAAUAAUUAAAUGUGUGCAAAUACUUUCAUAACAGAAUAAAAUACUCAGCAUAAUGCAACUUACACAAAUACAUCAGCUCUUUGUAUUUUCUCCUUUCUCCAAAUUUUCUAAAUGGUACAGCUUUUUGGAGCAAUUUUUAGAUUUCUUUUCUAAUCUUUUUAUUGUCAUUUUUCAUUUACUCAUACUUGUUUUUACCUUUUUUUUCAAUUUCAAUCAAUUUUCUUAAUUAUCUUACCUUCCUUAACAAAUAUUUCUUUUACUGAUUUAUUUUCUCAAAAGAAAGCAAAUGAGAUACUAUUUCAAUCAGGAUGUCACAUGCAAUUUUACAUCUCACCAUUCUCAAUUCAAGAUUUUUUUACAUUUCUUCAUCUUUAAUUUGAUGAUCUCAAUUAUCAUUAAAGGCUGUGUGACAUCCUGAUCUAUAAUGUAUUUUAUUUUUUAAUACAAAUGUUUUCUAUUCGGAAGUGAUAAUAUUGUAUGAUUUCAAUUUAUUGUAAAUGUUAUUCACUAUAAAUUGUGUUCAUCAAAAAAAUGUUCCUAUUUGACCGAUUUACAUAUCAUUUAUGUAGUCUUUUUUUGUUUGGAUUAAAAUGGUUAUUCAAAUAUUAACUCAGGGAUGGAGAGAAUGGAAUGAGGUUUUUGCUGUUGGUGCAGAGCUGUAAUACCAACAGAUUAAUUUCUUCAAAAUGUUGCAUUGGUCAGAAUAAUUGAAUAGGCCUACACAUUUUUUUCUCAUUGUUUUGACAUCAUCCAUACUCCACAAUCAUGUAUUAGAUGCAUUUUCCUUAUGAGAUUAAAUACAAGUCUUUGGAGAAAUAAAAUUUCAAAAAUAAA
Physella acuta is the source of this 8226-nucleotide messenger RNA. Its product is annotated as CAD protein. The record is from RefSeq and is a predicted model, not a curated record. Gene Ontology annotation, molecular function: aspartate carbamoyltransferase activity; metal ion binding; ATP binding. Gene Ontology annotation, cellular component: cytoplasm; carbamoyl-phosphate synthase complex. Gene Ontology annotation, biological process: 'de novo' pyrimidine nucleobase biosynthetic process; L-arginine biosynthetic process; L-glutamine metabolic process. Lineage: Eukaryota; Metazoa; Mollusca; Gastropoda; Physidae.